Messenger RNA from Talaromyces proteolyticus, 1536 nucleotides. RefSeq names its product major facilitator superfamily domain-containing protein. The coding region runs from base 1 to 1536 and encodes 511 amino acids. Gene Ontology annotation, molecular function: transmembrane transporter activity. The record is from RefSeq and is a predicted model, not a curated record. Gene Ontology annotation, biological process: transmembrane transport. Lineage: Eukaryota; Fungi; Ascomycota; Eurotiomycetes; Eurotiales; Trichocomaceae. The transcript has 4 exons.
AUGGCCCGGACCACCCACAAAUGGCGGGCUUCGAAAGUCUUCGUUGUCGUUGUGAUUUCGACUGCUAUGUUUGCAGAUACGUUUCUCUUUAGUUUUAUUGUGCCCAUCCUCCAAGUGACCUUAGAAAAAAGAGUGAAGCUGAACCCAGACUAUACUCAAAUUGCUUCAUCUCUCAUUCUCUCCAUGAAUGCAUUGGUUUCUAUCAUCAUCGCCCCCCUUGUCGGUCGCCUGUCCGAUCGGGUUAGUAAAAAGAAUAACCUUAUGGUAGCGUCUUGGAUUCUGAAUAUAUUCGGAACUAUCCUUACUGGAUGGUGGUCAUCGCUUCUCGGUCUCUUCACUGGAAGACUCAUACAAACAAUUUCGGGCUCAGUGAUAUGGAUUGUGGGAAUGGCUAUCUUAGGGCAAACCGUUGGUGCCGACCGCAUGUCAACAACUUUCGGCGUGGUUACAAUGUUUAUAACAGCGGGCUUAUUCACUGGUCCAGCAAUAUCUGGCUCUUUGUAUGAAUUUGUCGGAUAUUCGAGAACUUGGUUGACCGCCUUGGCUAUACUUAUGGCAGGAACGACACUACAACUGAUCAUGGUAGAAAGUCCAGGAACGGCCAAAAAGACGCAAAUAGCGCAAUCUAAAUUUUCAGAAACCUAUGAAAAUAUUAUCGAAAGUGGAAAACCGGACAUUAUCAUGCCCGACGAUGACGAUUUAGGAUUCAGUGGGACUCACUCUGACGAUACCGAGGCCAGCGAAACCAGCUCCCUACUUGGUGGCACCCAGUCUUCCCUCAUUCAACCCGAUGUUAAUUCAUACCAGUCUAUUUCCCAACUCACUAGUGAGAGUUCGUUAUUACAGUCCCAAGACCGCCAGGAUAUACCCUCACAGAAUGUGUAUGUUCUUUUACUGCGCCAAUCCCGCGUCUUAGUUUCCCUAGUCAGCGACGUUGUUUUUGCCAUCAUCCUAGCAAGCUUGGAAGCAACUCUUCCAAGUCAUAUCCAAAAUGUAUUUGGCUGGCGGACACUCGGAGCAGGGCUUCUCUUUGUUCUCAUACAAGUUCCAACUUUGGUACUUCUAGGCCCCAUAGGCUUGUUGAAGGACAAAUUCGGCCUACGAUAUCCAAUCAGUAUAGGUUUUCUUCUCUUCGUCCCCUCUUUAUGGCUUCUCGGUCUGCCAGGGUCGGGUAUUUUUCAAUGGAUCGGGGACAAAGGCGUCGGUCCAAUAAUCUAUAUUGUGGCAUUAAUAUUGAUCGGCAUCUGCAGGACAUUAGUGAUAGGCUUUGGUGGAGUUGAGGUGAUGCAGGCUUCGAAUCAUCUUGAGGAAGAGAACCCAGGCAUCUUUGGUGAAAAUGGAUGUUAUUCACGAGCCUUUUCAGUGGCCAAUAUCUUUUGGAAAAUUGGAAUGUUAAUAGGCCCUCUGAUUUCUGGAGCUCUAUCUGAGUCAGUUGGUUACUAUUACAUGAACGUUUUUCUAGGUGAGUCUGUUCUUCUACCUGGGUACCUGGGCCGCAUCGUGCACUGUUAUUCAUACAUAAGAAGUACCAAUUGA